Molecule: messenger RNA, 3436 nt
Organism: Beta vulgaris subsp. vulgaris (sugar beet)
Lineage: Eukaryota; Viridiplantae; Streptophyta; Magnoliopsida; Caryophyllales; Amaranthaceae
Product: eukaryotic translation initiation factor 3 subunit A
Exons: 14
Coding region: 180-3119 (979 amino acids)
Biological process (GO): formation of cytoplasmic translation initiation complex; translation reinitiation
Cellular component (GO): multi-eIF complex; eukaryotic translation initiation factor 3 complex, eIF3e; eukaryotic translation initiation factor 3 complex, eIF3m
Molecular function (GO): mRNA binding; translation initiation factor activity
Source: RefSeq, a predicted model, not a curated record
CAUUUUCUGAAGUGUUUCUAGCAAGUAAAACGUAAACGGGUUGUUCAAGUAUUUUUAGGGUUAGGCCUGUGAAGUUGUAGACAUUUACAGACACUCCCUCAUCUUCUCCACUCUUCGUCUUUCUCUCUCCUCCGGCGACAUCUCUGCUUUCCUCAGAGGGAAGCACCCAGGUGAUCGAUAUGUCAACUUUUGCGAAACCAGAAAAUGCUUUAAAGCGAGCUGAAGAGCUCAUUAAUGUUGGUCAGAAGCAAGAUGCCUUGCAAGCACUUCACGACCUUAUUACCUCCAAGAGGUACAGAGCAUGGCAGAAGAUGUUGGAAAAGAUCAUGUUUAAAUACAUUGAACUUUGUGUCGACAUGAGGAAGGGCAGGUAUGCAAAAGAUGGUUUAAUCCAAUACCGCAUUGUGUGCCAACAAGUGAAUGUGAACUCCUUGGAGGAAGUAAUUAAGCAUUUCAUGCACCUUUCUACUGAGAGGGCUGAAGUUGCUCGUAAUCAAGCUGAAGCACUAGAAGAAGCGCUUGAUGUUGAUGAUUUAGAAGCCGAUAAGCGGCCUGAAGACCUCAUGCUAAGCUAUGUUAGUGGAGAAAAAGGGAAAGAUAGGUCUGACCGUGAACUUGUUACACCAUGGUUCAAAUUUUUGUGGGAGACAUAUCGAACCGUUUUGGAAAUAUUACGUAAUAAUUCAAAGUUGGAGAAUUUGUAUGCGAUGACAGCACAUCGCGCUUUCCAGUUUUGCAAGCAAUACAAACGUACCACAGAAUUUCGUAGACUCUGUGAAAUAAUUCGGAACCAUCUGGCAAAUCUGAAUAAAUACAAAGACCAACGAGAUAGGCCUGAUCUGACUGCUCCGGAAAGCUUGCAAUUGUACCUUGACACAAGAUUUGAGCAAUUAAAGAUUGCCACUGAACUUGAACUUUGGCAGGAAGCUUUUCGCUCGGUUGAAGAUAUCCAUGGUUUGAUGUGUAUGGUUAAGAAGACUCCCAAGCCUUCCUUGAUGGUUGUUUACUAUGCCAAACUCACUGAAAUAUUUUGGAUUUCUGGAAGCCAUCUGUAUCAUGCAUAUGCUUGGCUCAAGCUUUUUUUGCUUCAAAAGAAUUUCAACAAGAACUUAAGCCAGAAGGAUCUGCAGACGAUAGCAUCAUCUGUGGUUUUGGCGGCACUUUCAGUUCCUCCUUAUGACCAUACACGUGGUGCAUCUCAUUUGGAACUUGAGAAUGAGAAAGAGCGAAAUAUGAGAAUGGCCAAUCUCAUUAAUUUUAAUCUUGAUCCAAAGCCAGAGAGCAGAGAAGUGCUCUCACGCUCAGCUCUUCUUCUGGAACUGGUCUCCAAAGGUGUUAUGUCUUGUGUUCUUCCGGAAGUGAAAGACCUUUAUCAUCUUCUAGAGCACGAGUUUCUCCCCUUAGAUUUGUCUAUAAAAGUGCAGCCCUUGUUGAACAAAAUUUCUAAGCUUGGAGGAAAACUCGCUUCAGCUUCUUCUGUUCCAGAAGUGCAAUUGUCAAAGUAUGUUAUAGCAUUGGAAAAGUUAGCAACCCUGAGAUUGCUACAGCAGGCUUCUCAAGUUUAUCAGACAAUGACCAUUGAGAGUUUGUCCCAGAUGAUACCAUUUUUUGAUUUUUCAACUGUGGAAAAGAUCUCUGUAGAUGCUGUUAAACACAAGUUUUUAACAAUGAAGGUUGACCACAUGAAUGGGGCUGUUUCAUUUAGUAUUCUGGAUCUUGAAUCUGACAACUUGAGGAAUCACCUCACAGUGCUUGCUGAGUCUUUGAAGAAAGCAAGGUCCAUGAUAUAUCCUCCUCUAAAUAAGGCAUCAAAGAUCGGUGAUACUCUGCCUGGUUUAGCUGAGGUUGUGGAGAAGGAACACAAGAAGCUUCUUGCUCGUAAAACAAUCAUUGAACAGCGAAAAGAAGAACAAGAACGCCAGCUUUUAGAGAAGGAACGAGAGGAAGAGUUGAAGAGACAACAGCAGCAGAAAACUAAUGAGGAAGCUGAACAGAAAAGGCUUGCUAGUGAGUACGAGAAGAGAAAAAUUCAACGGAUUCAAAAGGAAAUCGAGGAGCGUGAGUUGGAAGAAGCAAAAGCUCUACUUCAGGAAAAGUUUGGCAAAAAACAAAAGAAACCAAUCAUAGAAGGGGAUAAGUUGACAAAGCAAGCAUUGAUGGAGCUGGCUCUCAAUGAGCAGCUGAAGGAGAAGCAAGAAAUGGAGAAAAAAUUGCAGAAGCUGGGUAAGCAGAUGGACUAUCUGGAGAGAGCUAAAAGAGAGGAGGCAGCUCCCUUGAUUGAAGCCGCAUAUCAACAACGCUUGGUGGAGGAACAGCUUCUGCAUGAACGUGAGCAACAGCUUGAGGUUGAGCUCAGCAGGCAACGUCAUGAUGGUGAUCUUCAGGAAAAGAAUAGACUGGCUCGUGUAAUGGAAAACAAGAAAAUUUUCCAAGAAAAAGUGAUGAGCCGUCGCCAAAGUGAAUUUGAAAGAUUGAGGCAGGAAAGGGAGGAACAUAUCCAGCAAAUUCGUCAGGCACGUAGACAAGAAAGGGAAGCCAAGCGGAAGAUGAUUUUCUAUCUGAGGUCAGAAGAGGAAAGACUGAACAGGCUGCGCGAAGAAGAAGAAUCACGAAAGCGUGAAGAGGCUGAGAGGAAAAGAAAGGAAGAAGCUGAGCGUAAAGCCAAGCUGGACGAGAUUGCAGAGAGGCAACGGCAAAGAGAGCGGGAACUUGAUGAGAAAGAAAGGCUGAGAAAACAACAGAUCCUUGCUGGUGAUCCUGCUACCCGAUCUUCCGAGACACCUGCUAGGCUUCAGCCAGAGGCUGUACCUGUUGCUGCUCCAGCAGCUGCAGCAGCUGCAGCAGCAGCGGCAGCUGUUCCCACUCCUGGUGCUCCAGCACCUGGAAAAUAUGUUCCUCGACACUUGCGUGAGAAAACUGUUGAAGCCCCUAUCUCCAGCCAGGCCCCAGCUUCAGAGUCUGACCGAUGGGGAAGAAGGGAUGAUCGCCCACCGGCUGAUAAGUGGCGAAGCGAUGAUCGCCGAUCUUUCGGCUCUGGUCCUGAUGAUCGCCGUAGUUUUGGUAGUAGUGGUUCAAGGUCCACUUGGUCAUCAUCUCGUGUUCCCCCUCGCGGUUCUUAAGCUCUCUUCGCAUUGCCGCUUCAAUUUGGCAUUCCAGAGGGCGCUUGGUUUUGUUCCCCUGUAAACUUUGUGGCUACUCUUAGAAUAAUGUGACAUCUUUCAAUUUUGGUUUCAAUGUUCGUAUUUAUGUUGCUAUAAGGUCAUGAAUAGAGUAAGAGGGAUGUUGUGACUCUCCGGAAUGUAUUUUCAUUGAAAUUGCGAUAGCAUCAUUCUCACAAGAGUUGAAAAUCCUAGGGUUGGCAGACUAUAUUUUGUACUACAAGAUGCACAUUUUCUAAUUUAUUGCAACCCAGCCACAUGUGGUUAGGUUUUCGAAA